Molecule: messenger RNA, 5616 nt
Organism: Sturnus vulgaris (Common starling)
Lineage: Eukaryota; Metazoa; Chordata; Aves; Passeriformes; Sturnidae
Gene: FAM168A
Product: family with sequence similarity 168 member A
Source: RefSeq, a predicted model, not a curated record
CAGGGGCCGCCGCCGCCCGAGCAGCCGCAGGCCUUCUGAUGCUCAUGUCUGACACAGCUGGAGAGGAGCAUGUCCAUCUUUCCAAUGGCAGCAAAAAACCCACCCUCCACAAGAGCUCUGGAAUGCUGUGAAGACUCCCUGCCCAGGCACACUCCUCUCCGGAUUAUCUCCAUCCCAAGGAAGCUCGCAUCCAAGAGAGUUCCCGGUCUUCCACCAUGAAUCCUGUUUACAGCCCCGUCCAACCUGGGGCUCCCUAUGGAAACCCGAAGAACAUGGCCUAUACAGGUUAUCCAACAGGCUAUCCCACUGCUGCCCCAGCCUACAAUCCCAACAUGUAUCCAACCAGCAGCCCUGGCUACGCCCCAGCCACACUUCUGAUGAAGCAGGCCUGGCCCCAGACCUCCUCGUCCUGUGCCACCGAGGGCACCUUCCACCUCCCGGUGGACACCGGCACCGAGAACAGAACCUACCAGGCUUCUUCUGCAGCAUUCAGGUACACUGCGGGGACUCCCUACAAGGUGCCACCGACCCAGAGUAACAACGCCCCUCCUCCCUACUCGCCGUCUCCGAACCCCUACCAAACCGCGAUGUACCCCAUCAGAAGUGCCUACCCACAGCAGAACCUGUACACCCAGGGAGCUUAUUACACCCAGCCCGUGUACGCUGCCCAGCCCCACGUCAUCCACCACACCACGGUGGUGCAGCCCAACAGCAUCCCCUCGGCCAUCUACCCGGCCCCGGUGGCCGCGCCCCGCACCAACGGCGUGGCCAUGGGCAUGGUCGCUGGCACCACCAUGGCCAUGUCAGCAGGAACCUUGUUGACCACCCCCCAACACACCGCCAUCGGAGCACAUCCAGUGUCCGUGCCAACGUACAGGGCUCAAGGAACCCCCACCUACAGCUACGUACCUCCACACUGGUAAACCACUGGCCAAUCCAUAUCCGGAGUCAAACAUUGUAUGCAACUACACAAGUCUUACAUCGGUGCUGUGGCCGCUGGGCUGCAGCGCCUCGUCUGUUUGCAAGAACAAAAGAAAAAAAAAGUGCAAAGGUCACUUUAUGCAUUCUUUAGUGGUUUUUGUAAAAGCUGCUUUUUCUAAUCUUCUGCCUCUUUUUUUCCCCCCUUCCUCCCCCUCCCACAUGAAUUGUGUAACACACAUACUGACACUGAGCAAUAGUCAAGUUCUCUCUUCGGUCCUAUCAUUUGAAAGCUCAGACUCUUCACUUUUCCAGCAUUGCCCAGCUGAGUGGUGCAAAGAUCCCCCCACUUCUUGUUUGUUUGGGUUCUUUUUGUUAUUUUUCUGUUGUCGUUGUUGUUGACAAGAGCCUAGAUUUUUUUUGGCUAGUAAGAGUGGUUGAUGUUCAGGGUACUAUGUGAAAAGCACAGCGCUGGUAGGCAGGCUUAUUCCAAUUUGGUUUGGGUAUUUUUAGUUGAAGAAUAUAAAUUAUUCAAUCUUCCAUAACAUAUUACAAGAAAAUUGGUGUCUUCCAGAUAGCUGUUGUGAUAGAUUAUAAAUGCAUUAUCUGCAGUGGAAUUCUGAACUCAUCCCUUCUUUUUGUAGGAGUAAGAGAAUAUAAAUAUAAUUAGCGACGUAACACACUUGUCUUAGGAAGCACGAGGACUGGUCACCAGCGGGUCUUUGGUCUGCUUUUUCCAACUGGGCAAAUGGAUCAUGCGUGAUGGGAAGGGAGGAGCAGGAAGAUGAGUGCCCUGGGAGCAUCUGGAACCUCUUGGGAAAACGGGAUACUCCCCCUCAGCCACAUCCUGGGGCAGUGUGGGGGAGAAGGAGGCUCCUUCCUUGCAUAGCUGCUCUUUGCAGGCAGAGAUGUGCUGGGCAGCUGCUGAGGGAAGCAAGGACAUGUCCAGAAGUUGGGCUCAAGAGCUUCUUCAAGUCCAAGAGUUGAUCUGGAGAUCUUCUCUCAGUUCAGGGUUUGGUCUGAAGAGCUUCUCCAGGUUCAAGGUUUGGUCUGAGGAGCUCCUCCAGAGCAUGCUGGUGUGGGAAAAGAGGGUGUCUGGUCGAAGGAGAGGACCCUUCAAGGCAGAGCAAAGGGAAGAUGGAUAGCUUCACCUUGCAUCCAUGGUGUUGGCAGGGCUGAGACCAAACCACGCUGCUGCCCUGGCAGUUAAGGUGUCCCCUUCCCAUUCCUUGGGUCGCAGCUCCAAGACUUCUAGGAGAAAUAUUCAUCCAAGCACAAAUACCAGCACCAUAGAAAAAGGCCAGGGAGGGGGAUGAUGUCUGGCUGCUCUGCUUAGGGAAGUGGGAAGGGAGGAAGCAAUAGCAAUAAACACGUUGCCUUCUUCAUGGGAAGGCACCCGAGAAGAGGUGACAGCAGGGAAGGUGAUCCACAGUUGAUAUGGACCAGGAUGGAGGACACCAGGCACAGAGAGGCUGUGGGCAUCAGGGUCAUUUGGGGGGGGUCUGGCUUACCUAGGGACAUGUGGACAGGAAGCUGGUGACAUCCCCCUCGGGAUGUCCAAGUAGAGCAAUAAGUUGUCUUGAGGGCAACAAAGGCAGUUUGGAUUUGCAGACAAUGCUUGUGGCCAGUUUGUUUUUAAAUCCUUGUCACUAAACCCAGCGUAGAAACAAGGUUUUUGGGAUUUUAUUGUGGUUUUUUUUUAAGACAAAAGCGUGGUCGGAUUUUGAUUUCUUGCCUCAAGUGUGCCAAAAGUGUUCCAUGCUCUCAGUGGAGUCAACCAGUUCAGCUUCUGCCACCACUGGGAGGAGCUCCUGGAGCUCCUUCCCUUGAGCAUGGGCCAGGGUAGGCAGAAACAAGCCUAGGGAUCCCAGGGGGACUUUCCCUCCCACUGGCUGCUCCCGGGUGGUUUGUCAGGUUGGGUGUUGGCACUUCUGUUUGGGGGUCAUUUGGUUGAUUCUGCUGGUUUUGAAGGAAAUCUAGAGCAAAGCUCUGCUUGACCUCCUCAGCCUCAAGGGGAACAACUGGGGGAAGACUGGACACCAGUGCUGUGGGGUGGGGAAAGGGGAGCCUUGGGCUGGACUUCAGGUUUGUGUAGAGGGACAGGAGAAGGAAAAAAGAGAAAAGGAGCCAAUAAUCAGUGGGCCCCAUUUGGCUUGGCAAAGCCAAGGAUUAGUAAAGAGCAACAGGACCUUGGGAAAUAACACCACCACAUUGUGCUUCCACUGUUUGAAGCACAUUGCAGUUAAACUUGGGCCAAAAAAUGCCCAGUAAAUCCUAAGAAUUGAAGACUUCUGAGAUGCCCUGUUUUCCCCUCUCACGUUGACUUUGUAUUACAUACCAGGAGUUGUCUGUCAGCAUUGAGUCAGGUCUCCCAACAUAAUGGCACUCUGGUUUGUGGGGUCCAGCGAGCUUUGGGAUCCCAGCCUGGGCUCUGCAAACCACCUUUCCCAGCAGACAUCAUCCCACCACUGUCCCAGACACCCUGCACCACUUUAGGAACCACUGCUAAACUUUAGGCCUAUGUGUGGAAAGGAGAUGUUGGGCUUUUUCCUGGAAGGAAAAAAAAACAUUAACGGUGGAGGAGAAAGCCCAGGAGUCGAGCGUGGUGGAUCACCCAGUGCUCCCACUGACACAGGGCAGUUGGGCUUUAAUUCCUUUGCUUGGAUCAAUAGCAGGUCCAGUGCUCCUCAUCCCCUUAUUCCCAGGCAGAAAUACUCAUUAACCAAGGUGUAGAGAGGUGAAGUAUUUGCCACGUGUUAGGCCAGAGGCUUUAGUGAGGACAUUUGGUGACCCAGGGCCACCACACGGCUCUGGGGUCACCACACAGUGCCAGGCUUCAGUAGCUCCUUCCCAAGGUGGCUUCAUGGGGCUGCAGUGGUGGGGAGAUGCUCCCUGCCCUUUCCUCCAUCCCAAAUCCUUCCCUUGGUCAGGCCAUGGCUUAAGUGAGGGUCCUGGGAAGGUCACAGUGGGGGACACCGGUGGAGGCCACCAGCUUCUCAAAUAUUUCAUUCCAGCAAAGCUUUGCUGAUGUUGGUUAAGGAAAAGGGUUUUCCACGGGGAAGGAUCACACCAGGCAUUAGUGGGGAAGAGCAGGAGGGGUUAAACCAUCCUUAGCAGCCACAAAAGUGUCUGAGAUGAAAAUUCCAACUAAAGAGGAAGGAAAAUAACUCUGAACCAUUAACCCAUCCCUGCCCUUACCUUUUCUUCAAAACACAAGCUGCGAUGAUCUGAGGUUUGGGGGGGAAAAUAGGAUUUUAGUGGUGGUGGUGACCCCCAAACCCCAAGAGGCCCUUGAAGCCUGAGGCCAUCGUGCCUCCAAGUGGCUGAACCCUCCAGGCAAAGAUCUGCUCCUGCAUUUUAUGAAUAAUAAAUCACUCAAUUCAGCACUGUUGCAAUUUUGGGAUGUAAUUCCCAGGAAAUGUUAUUUAAGGGUUUGUUUUAAUGAGGAAUGUUCAGAGCAUCAGGUUUUCCUCUAGCAAUUGGCAUCCCACUGAAUCUGGUCCUUCCCAGAGAGACCUCCCUGACUCCUUGCCAUCCCCUCCUGCAUCCCCACAGGAAAUGUGAGAUGAUUUGGUUCCCAGCUGGAGGGCAUGAAAUGGGAUCCUGGUAUUUUAGGGGGUGGAAAACAACAUUUAAGGCUUUACUUUUGGUAAAAUCCAACCAGCCAACAAUAGCAAUAAGAGCUGCUGGAUACCCCUAAAUCCAGGUAUUUUUGGUUUAGGUUUCUUUUUUUUACAUUACCAAUGUUUUCAGGCCCUCCAGCUCUUGUCCCCAAACUGUGGUGACCCUCUUCCCAUCUUCCCUUCACUUGGAUCAGCCUCCAAAUAUUUUCUCUGCUGUGUGUUAGCAUUCCCCUAGGGAAAAAAGGAAAAUAAAGCCUGUGAUGGAGCUUGGGAGGGAAGAAAUCUUGGAAAAGGCAUUUCUGUGGCACGUUGCACCAUGGCCCUUGGAGAUUGUCUGGCAAUCAGGUAAAAGAACUUGUAGGACUGUUAGCAGGGCAGGAAUAGCAAAAUAUGUGAUUUGACAGGAGCGAUUCCCAUUUGCAAACGCUCGAUUGUGCUGCUUGUAGGGAAUUAUCUUGAUGCAACAUGGCCACCUGCAGCCUCCCUGCAUCCUCCUGCAAGAGAUGGAAUUUUCCUGGGGGCUAAGGGGUUCAGGAUCAGAGGAAGGAUUUGUAGGGAAGCAUGGCAAGGUGCAGGAUCACACCCAAACCCUCCCAUUCCCACAACAUGGCCUCAACCCACACCAGGCUCCCACUCCUCUAUGUAAUUAAUUUUAAAUUAAUUUUAAAUUAAUUUCGAACGUCAGACCAGCUCGUUUUUAAGUAUUAUUGGACAUCUUAAAUAAAAAUAAAUAUUAAAAAAAAAAUCCCUGAAAGAACAACAACAAAAAAACUUUAAACCCAAGAGUAACCACGUCUUCCAAGUCUACAUCUCACAGGUGUGUAGGGAACAUGGCCUUGGACUGAUGCCCUGGAGAGCCCCACAGCCACAGUUUGUCCAUCUGAAAUGUAAAUUUGGGGUUAUUUUCCCAUUUGUUUUCUGUUCUGGUUUUGAUUCUGAAGAUCAGGUCGUGAUCUCCCUGACAGAUUUCAGCCAAGAGUUUGUAACUGUACGAUAUUUACUGUAAGAUGUAGAACAUUCGAUAACUAUUAAAAUGUUUCCAAAAAAAAUUAAAUAAAUAAAUAAAAGAGCCCGA